UAAUGAAUCCAUUGGCAAUAAUUAUAGAGGAGCUUUGCUUAAUGAAUUUGGAUAAAGUAAUAAUUCCUGUUUGUUUGUAAAAUCAAGAAACUGGUAGUGAUCAUGUCAAACUCCUGGUUUUUAGAUUUCCAUGAGAUAGAUUACAGUGGUGUUUGAUUGUAAAUAUGGAAUUUAAUGCGUUGGGACUUGUCACUGAUAAAGAAGGGGACCCAUGUUGUUCUCGGGCUUUGUAUUUCUUUUUCCAUUGUUUCUCUCUCCUUACCCACCACCUUCAAGUUCUUACAUGAAUUGGACCUGACUAGGAAAAAGUAAAGUAAAUUCAGGGGUGGUUGGUUGAAUCUAAGGCCACCCUGCCAAUCUUAGAAAUCAAGCUAGUUAGCUUAGCUUGGGUAAUCACAGCAGUUGGCCGGAGACCAUCAGUGAAUGCAGGCAUUUGGUGUCUCUCCCACUACUUAAGGCUACUAGUCCUGCAAUGUACAAGGCAGUCUGUAGGGCAAGCAGAAGCCGCCAUAGUAUUGCUUCUGCAGACUCUGUAGCUCAUGUUGGGUUUACUUAUUAUUGUGUGUGUAUUGCAAUAAGGUCAACUACUACAAGUAAUGCCCACAUGGUAGCAAGAGGCAUUACAGCAGGAGAUAGUUGAUUUGUCCCCAAUUGAAGUGUUCAACAUUUGGAAGGAUUCAAGGCUAGGUUGUGCAUGCCAAACGGCUGUCUUUCCCAAAAGGGUAGUGCAGAUCUCCUUGUUCCUGGUGGAGACAUUUGACUCGAGCUUCAUGUUCUGCAACACCCACAUUGCAGAAUUCACUUGUCAAUAGCUGAAAUCCCACUGUCAGGCCAAAUAAUGGAGCAUUUGUUCUCCGCAUUCUGUCAUGAGAUUGUAGGGGAAUGAUAAGAUCCUGAGAUCUUUUAGUACUUGGUGCCUAGAUCCAGACUUGUGGCAUCAUAUAUACGGCCUCGGAGAACGUUUCUUGAAAUCUGAUACAUUUAGACUGCACAUUUACUGACUAUGGAUCGGGUGGCUAGUUCCGGGCUCAUUCCAGAGACUUUUCAAGGUGCCAGAGAUGACAUGACUGAGCAGCUUGGAUUGAUAUGGGAACAGAUAAGAGCACCCAUUAUUGUUCCACUGCUGAAAUUUGCAGUUGUUAUCUGUUUGGCAAUGUCUGUGAUGUUGUUUGUGGAGAGGGUGUAUAUGGCUGUGGUGAUAGUGUUGGUGAAAUUGUUUGGCAAGAGGCCUGAGAAAAAAUAUAAGUGGGAGCCCAUCAGGGAUGACAUAGAGCUUGGGAACAGUGCUUAUCCCAUGGUUCUAGUGCAGAUUCCUAUGUAUAAUGAAAAAGAGGUGUACCAACUUUCCAUUGGGGCAGCUUGUGGCCUCUCAUGGCCUUCGGACCGCAUCAUAAUCCAAGUCCUGGACGAUUCAACUGAUCCAACCAUCAAGGACUUGGUGAUGAUGGAGUGCCAAAGGUGGGCUAGCAAAGGCAUAAACAUUAAGUAUGAAGUCCGAGACAAUAGGAAUGGCUAUAAGGCUGGUGCUCUGAAGGAGGGGAUGAAAAGGAACUAUGUUAAGGAUUGUGAUUAUGUAGCCAUAUUUGACGCAGAUUUCCAACCGGAACCAGACUACCUAUGGAGAUCAAUUCCUUUCCUGAUGCACAAUCCUGAAGUGGCCUUGGUUCAAGCCCGCUGGAAAUUUGUGAAUGCGGAUGAAUGCUUGAUGACAAGGAUGCAGGAAAUGUCUCUGGAUUAUCAUUUCACCGUGGAGCAAGAAGUGGGUUCUUCUACGUAUGCCUUCUUCGGCUUCAAUGGAACUGCUGGGGUUUGGCGCAUACAUGCUCUAAAUGAAGCUGGUGGUUGGAAAGACCGCACAACAGUGGAAGAUAUGGAUUUGGCUGUUCGAGCAAGUUUGAAGGGAUGGAAGUUUGUUUUCAUUGGCGAUCUUUCUGUCAAGAAUGAAUUGCCUAGCACCUUCAAGGCUUACCGCUAUCAGCAGCAUCGCUGGUCUUGUGGCCCUGCAAAUUUGUUUAGAAAGAUGGUCAUGGAGAUCAUCAGAAACAAGAAAGUUACAGCUUGGAAGAAAUUUCACGUUAUUUAUGCAUUCUUCUUUGUAAGGAAGAUUGUUGCCCACAUCGUCACAUUCACCUUUUACUGUUUUAUUAUUCCCUUAACUGUUCUAGUUCCGGAAGUCACCAUACCAAAAUGGGGUGCUGUUUACAUUCCUUCAAUCAUCACUCUACUCAAUGCCGUGAGCACUCCCAGGUCUCUACAUCUACUUGUUUUCUGGAUCUUGUUUGAAAAUGUGAUGUCUCUGCAUCGCACGAAAGGAACUAUCAUUGGGUUAUUGGAAGCUGGCCGAGUCAAUGAGUGGGUUGUAACAGAGAAGCUUGGAGAUGCCUUGAAGCAUAAAUCAGGAAAACAGGUCAAGAAAAGUCGCUCAAGAAUAGGAGAAAGACUGCAUGUCUUGGAACUCGCGACUGGUGUUUUUCUUUUCUUCUGUGCAUCUUAUGAUCUUGCAUUUGGGAAGAACCACUUUUACAUCUAUCUCUACCUGCAAGCUGCAGCAUUUUUUGUGAUGGGAUUUGGAUACAUUGGGACAUUUGUACCCACCUCCUAAUACUAAAUAAGAUGGAGGUCAUCUUGUCUGUUAUCUAUUAAAUUCUCUGUGGCAGAUCAAGCCAGAUGUGAGUUCAAUUACUUAUGUAUAGAUUGUAUCUUCUCAUUCUUUCUAGAUGGAUAAGUACAUGGUAUAGUUCCAAAAGGGAUAGCACUCCGUGUGCAUUAUACUGUUACUUGUGGGAGAAGUCAUGUUUAGGGCUAUGUAUGUACCAAAUAAAGUCGGAUUCAAAUUCAUUUAUCCGAUGAGAGUAUAUUGGGUAUCUCAAGAGGUUCUACAAAGAUUGUAUGGGUGUCUCAACAGGCCAAAGUUACGAUCUUCUUAACUUUCAGGACAGUGUUAUUAACAGUCAAAGCAUUAUCAUCCAGAACUUGAAAUCUGCACAUGAUAUUUUUUGGAUUAAAAGGAAUGGUAUAUUUUGAGGAGAUGGACGCUGCACAGGGUUGACACCCAAAAUUAGUGGGUUUUAGGUUUACCUUCAUAGCCUGCAUAGAUUAUUGAUUCCUUUAAAAUUCUUUUGAUAGGUUGAGAUUUUCUAGAAUGCCCACUAGAAGUUGUUAAGUAGACCACUGAAUUUGUGAAGAAAUUGUGAUAUUGAAGCAGAAUUCAGUGGCUGCUUUCAGGUGGGAAGUUGAAAAAGGGUUGAUUGGCAGAUUUCUUUUGACCUUUCCAUCCUCCUUGCUUAUUCUCUAUGAGAUGUAGAAUUUGAACUUUAUUGUCUGUUAUUUGCAUAUACUGUUUGCUGGUGAAGCCCCACAUCUGCCCUGGCCAGUAAUAAAUUUUUUGGAUACACAUCUUGUAUGAGAUGUGUAAAUGAUUGUGUUUGAAAUAAUGGAAAAUGAAAAUUAGCUGGUUAUUUGUUC
This is a messenger RNA of Cryptomeria japonica (Japanese cedar), 3465 nucleotides long. Its product is annotated as glucomannan 4-beta-mannosyltransferase 9. NCBI's taxonomy places the organism in Eukaryota, Viridiplantae, Streptophyta, Pinopsida, Cupressales, Cupressaceae. The coding region runs from base 1004 to 2602 and encodes 532 amino acids. The transcript has 9 exons. The record is from RefSeq and is a predicted model, not a curated record. Gene Ontology annotation, molecular function: mannan synthase activity. Gene Ontology annotation, cellular component: Golgi apparatus.